Molecule: messenger RNA, 904 nt
Organism: Vicia villosa (hairy vetch)
Lineage: Eukaryota; Viridiplantae; Streptophyta; Magnoliopsida; Fabales; Fabaceae
Exons: 3
Coding region: 85-627 (180 amino acids)
Source: RefSeq, a predicted model, not a curated record
UAACAAUCGGAGAAAUCAAACAAGAGACAAUAUUUGUUGGAAGAGAAUUGUGAGUGAAAGUUAGAACUCAGAAACCAAACAAACAUGUCUAUCAGUUCGUGCGUUAAGCCAAUUUCUUUGCAGCUACAAUUCCACCCAACAACAUCAUGCUUCCACUCCCACGUUUCUGGAACAACAACAACAACAACCUCGUCACUGUCUCUACCACCUCGUUCAUCUCCUCUUCUCACUCAAACCACCGUUUUCCAUUCCCAACCCAAACCACACCUCAAACGUUCUUCCACCACAAUUCGCUGCUCUGCUUUGACUCCUGAAUUGAAGAGCACGUUGGAUAAAGUUGUUACUUCAAGCAAAAUAGUUUUGUUUAUGAAGGGUACUAAGGAUUUUCCACAGUGUGGAUUUUCUAAUACAGUGGUGCAAAUUUUGAAGUCUAUGAAUGCUUCUUUUGAAACUGUCAACAUAUUGGAUAAUGAUAUGGUGCGCCAGGGACUUAAGGAGUAUAGCAGUUGGCCUACCUUUCCUCAGCUCUAUAUUGAUGGAGAGUUUUUUGGUGGAUGUGAUAUCACUGUUGAGGCAUAUAAGAAUGGAGAAUUACAGGAACUGGUGGAGAAGGCAAUGUGCUCAUGAGGCACAUUGAAGCAAUGAGUUAUACAGUGGCUUGGGGAUAAUGGACCAAAUAUAUUUGUAUGAUAUAUUUUGUACUCACAAAUGUCUAUUAUGAUGAGUACUACAAAUUGCAAUUAUGUUGACAUUUGAGUACAAAGUAGAAUAUCUCAUUGAAUGGCCAAUUAUAGUGCUAGUUGCAGCUGCAAACUUUGUUCAAUUAAUCAACUUUCUUGCUUUUGUAAUACUGUCAUGUGCUGAAUAAAUAUUACCGGAUCAUAGAUUCAACUCGUUAAAUCAG